AGGAGAAGAAGAUAUCGCGAGAUUUAGCGGCAUUCGAUCAGAUAGUACAGCUACGAUCACAAUGAGUAUCUAAAAGUAGUUUGGUGUAUUAAAGCUCUUUUGAAAAACAUAUAUGUAAAUAUGUAGAGUUUAAACGUUACGAUACUGUCGAUGACACCUCAGAAGUUUGAUUUUUUAACGAGAUAUAUCAGAGAUGCUACCCGGUUGCUAGCACCCUGUUACCAUCUAAAUGCUAAAGGUAGCCUCGCUGUGACCAAGUGAAUAAUCUUUACUGUUUAUGCUAUAGUCAGGUUUUCGUAAGGAUGAAGUGUCACUACGAAGUGUUGGGCGUGAAACGAGACGCGGGAGACGAUGAUCUGAAGAAAGCCUAUAGGAAACUGGCCUUAAAAUGGCAUCCAGAUAAAAAUUUGGAGAAUGCAGAAGAGGCAGCAGAGCAGUUCAAGUUGAUUCAGGCAGCUUACGAUGUACUGAGUGACCCGCAAGAGAGAGCCUGGUAUGACAAUCACAGGGAAGCUCUGCUAAAAGGAGGGCUGAGUGGAGAUUAUGAAGAUGAUAGCAUUGACUUGCUGCAGUACUUUACCGUCACCUGCUACUCUGGAUACGGAGAUGAUGAGAAGGGCUUUUACACAGUUUACAGGAAUCUUUUUGAAUCCAUUGUUAAAGAGGAGAUGGAGCACACAAAGAUGGAAGAUGAGGAAGAGGAAGAGGAGUUUCCUCUCUUUGGAGACUCUCAGAGUGAUUAUGAUACAGUUGUGCAUGUGUUUUACGGCUACUGGCAGAGCUUCUGCACACGCAAAAACUUUGCUUGGAAGGAGGAAUAUGACACUAGACAGGCCUCCAACCGCUGGGAGAAAAGAGCCAUGGAGAAGGAGAACAAGAAGACCAGAGACAAGGCUCGGAAGGAGCGCAACGACUUUGUGCGACAGCUGGUGGCUUUUGUCCGUAAGCGUGACCGCCGCGUGCAGGCCCACAGGAAGCUAGUAGAGGAGCAGAACGCUGAGAAGAUCAAGAAGAUGGAGGAACUUAGACGGCAGCAGAAGCUGAAACAAGCCAAGCUGGCAGAGGAGUACAAGGAGCAGAGCUGGGCGGCCAUGUCUGCACUAGAGAAGGAGCUGCAGCAGAUCGAAGCUCAGUAUGGAGAGGAGUUUGGAGAUGCAUCUGAGAGUGAGGAAGAAGAUUUAGACAUGGACACACGAGAGAAGGAAAGUGAAGAGGGAGGAGACGGAGAGCAACCUGAUGGAGACAAUCUAACAGUUGACGACUUUGAUGAUCUCUACUGCCCAGCCUGUGAUAAAUCCUUCAAAUCAGAUAAAGCUAUGAAAAACCAUGAAAAGUCCAAAAAGCACCGAGAGAUGGUGGCGUUGCUACGGCAACAGCUGGAGGAAGAAGAGGACUCGCUUGGUUUGAACAAUGAUGGAAAUGACGGUGAUGAAAAUGAACAGGAGGAAGAGGAGGAGGAAGAGGAGGAAAAGCCAAGGCAAAAGCUGUCAAAAAAACAAAAGAGGAAAAGAAAACAGCAGAAAGUUUCACAACAAAGUGCCCCAGAGGAGGGGGAAGGGGAGAAACAGACACCCACCACUUGUGAGGAAGAUGCUCCUGAAAAGUCAGCUGACUCUGUAGAGUCUGAAAAGCAAGAAGAUCUUCCUCAAACAGAAGUCAAGAGCUCUGGGAAGACAAAAGGAAAGAAAGGAGGAGGAAAAGAUAAACCAAAGAACAUCAAGUCACAGACUGUUGAACAGUGUCCUGAGAAGGAAGUAAACCUCCGCUGUGUAACCUGUAACAAUGAAUUCCCUACAAGAAACAAGUUGUUCGACCACCUGAAGACCAGCGGCCACGCUACUGCGCUCUCUGCCAACGCUCCUCACAGCUCUAUGAGCAAGAGCAAAAAAGACAAGAAGAAGAACAGAUAACACAUCCUCACCUGCUCUGAUGGAGUUAGCAGGAAAAUCUAAAGUAAUGCUUUAAGAGUUUCUCUGGAGACUUUUGGGGGGGGCGACAAAAACACUUUGCCAGUGAACUGAGAACAAAUAAACUUUUUAUUUUCAUUAUUAUAUUCAGUGGGACUGUUGUGAGUCUCCAGGUUUUACAUUUCCUGAGCAGUGUCUGUACUUUUUGCUGUAAAGUAUUUAAGUCGCUACUGAUAAAUCUGGGAAGAAAACUCAGAACGUGUAUGGGAUCCAUCUCUCCAUUUUCAGAUCUGUGCCGUCUGCAGAGAUAACUAAUAAAGUCGAUACUGCAUGUUGGUAUUUAUACAGUCUUGGAAUCAUUUACAGGAAAGCCUGAGGCUAUUUCUAAAGAAUUCUGUUUAUCAGCAGUGUCGGUUAAACAAAAACAAGCAAGCUCCUGCUUCUCUACCCUGUUAUUGGUGAUGCAGUAAAACAAAACAUGCUACUAUAAAACCUUUGAAAGCACAAAUAUUUUUUUUAA
Messenger RNA from Melanotaenia boesemani (Boeseman's rainbowfish), 2427 nucleotides. RefSeq names its product DnaJ heat shock protein family (Hsp40) member C21 (gene dnajc21). The record is from RefSeq and is a predicted model, not a curated record. Gene Ontology annotation, molecular function: nucleic acid binding; zinc ion binding. The transcript has 12 exons. The coding region runs from base 303 to 1910 and encodes 535 amino acids. Lineage: Eukaryota; Metazoa; Chordata; Actinopteri; Atheriniformes; Melanotaeniidae. Gene Ontology annotation, cellular component: cytoplasm.